AUGUACGAUGGUGAAACCCUUCAGGCAACAAAGCGGCACCGAAACAAAAAAGACAAAAGACGACAUAAUGUAGUGGGUGAUAGGGCAGCAAAAGCAGGGACUCCAGGAGCUGCGUUGAAAAGUCUAGAACGCAAAAACAAGUUGAAAGCAUUUGAUCCCAGUCUCAGCCAUGGGUUGAGCAUAUUUAUGUGCAGUCAGAUGCAGAAAGUUUUAGAUCCGUCCUCCUUUGUCAAAUCGGCUCGAUCAGAGCGAGUGAUAGGGGCUUUUCAAGGGCAGCAGCGCAGCAGCGCACUACACAUCGACCCAGAAAACGCAUACGCGAGGAAAAUAGUUGUGUCGAUUUGA
Molecule: messenger RNA, 345 nt
Organism: Histoplasma capsulatum G186AR
Lineage: Eukaryota; Fungi; Ascomycota; Eurotiomycetes; Onygenales; Ajellomycetaceae
Exons: 2
Coding region: 1-345 (114 amino acids)
Source: RefSeq, a predicted model, not a curated record